UGUAUCAAUAAUUGUUGUUCAAAUUUUGUUUGGUAUCGGAAAAGGGUUUCUUAUCUCUCAACUCUCCACAACUUCCGAAAUUGCAAAUUAUAUUCGCAUUUCGCAGUGGUCAUAAUGGAAACGGUUAGUAACACCUCUGUGCCCGCUGAAUCAGUGAACUAUUAUAGAAACAUGUCAGAAAUUGAAAAAGGAAAAGAAAACGAAACUACCACUGAAUCAAUUUCGGAAACAACAAGUAAAGAAAUAGAUUCUGACCAAAUGAUUUUUGAAGACGAUUUCAAAAGGAUUAAUAAAGAUGGAAAGAACAAUAAAAAGAAGGAUAAAGAAGUUCCGGAUAUAACCGACAGGGUUGUUAUCGACGGCGGAACAGAUAAAAACCACGCCAUUGGUGCGGAUGGCAAAAUCGUUGAAAAGUGGUAAAAGAUAACUAGCGAUGCAUCAGGUAAGUGAUUUUAUAAUUUAAUAAAAAAUAAAACGUUUCAAAACUAUAAAAAUAAGUUAAAGUGA
Molecule: messenger RNA, 507 nt
Organism: Agrilus planipennis (emerald ash borer)
Lineage: Eukaryota; Metazoa; Arthropoda; Insecta; Coleoptera; Buprestidae
Exons: 2
Coding region: 115-420 (101 amino acids)
Source: RefSeq, a predicted model, not a curated record